Molecule: messenger RNA, 4802 nt
Organism: Equus caballus (horse)
Lineage: Eukaryota; Metazoa; Chordata; Mammalia; Perissodactyla; Equidae
Gene: STRIP2
Product: striatin interacting protein 2
Biological process (GO): cytoskeleton organization
Cellular component (GO): cytosol
Source: RefSeq, a predicted model, not a curated record
GGCUGGGUCGCCCGGGACAGAGAGCGCGGAGCGGCUGAGGGCAACGGCUGAGCCGGGCCGCAUGGAGGACCCCGCGGCGCCCGGGGCCGGGAGCCCGCCCGCCGAUGGCAACGGCAACGGCAAAGGGAAGCAGGCGGCGCCUAAGGGCCGGGAAGCGUUCAGAAGUCAGCGGCGCGAGUCGGAGGGCUCUGUGGACUGUCCCACUCUGGAAUUUGAGUAUGGAGAUUCAGAUGGGCAUGCAGCAGAGUUAUCAGAAUUGUAUAGCUACACUGAAAACCUGGAAUUCACCACUAACAGGAGGUGCUUUGAAGAAGAUUUCAAGACCCAAGGCCAACACUGUGAUCCUCUCAGACCUCCGUUUCCUUACUUGGUCAGUGGCAAUUCAAUUUUCAGCUCAACGAGUGUGUGUGCAGGGCAAGGAAUGGCUGGAGUUGGAAGAAGAUGCCCAGAAGGCCUAUGUGAUGGGACUCCUGGACCGGCUGGAGGUGGUCAGUAGGGAGCGGCGACUGAAGGUGGCCCGGGCUGUUCUCUACCUGGCCCAAGGCACUUUUGGGGAAUGUGAUUCAGAGGUCGAUGUGCUACACUGGUCCAGGUACAACUGCUUCCUGCUGUAUCAGAUGGGGACCUUCUCGGCCUUCCUGGAGCUACUUCACAUGGAAAUCGACAACAGCCAGGCCUGUAGCAGUGCUCUUCGGAAACCAGCCAUCUCCAUUGCUGAUAGCACAGAGCUCCGGGUGCUGCUGAGUGUCAUGUAUCUCAUGGUGGAAAAUAUUCGCCUGGAGCGAGAGACAGACUCCUGCGGGUGGAGGACAGCCCGGGAUACCUUCCGCACUGAAUUGAGCUUUUCCAUGCAUAAUGAGGAGCCUUUUGCCCUUCUUCUUUUCUCCAUGGUUACCAAGUUCUGCAGUGGCCUGGCUCCCCACUUCCCCAUAAAAAAGGUUUUGCUUCUGCUCUGGAAGGUGGUCAUGUUUACACUCGGUGGAUUUGAGCAUCUUCAGGCUCUGAAAGUACAGAAGCGGGCAGAAUUGGGCCUACCUCCACUGGCUGAGGACAGUAUCCAGGUUGUAAAGAGCAUGCGUGCUGCCUCUCCACCUUCUUACACUCUUGACCUGGGGGAGUCUCAGCUGGCACCACCACCCUCUAAGCUGCGAGGCCGCCGCGGUUCUCGAAGGCAACUCCUCACUAAGCAGGACAGCCUGGACAUCUACAAUGAAAGAGAUCUCUUUAAGACUGAGGAACCAGCCACAGAGGAGGAAGAGGAGUCUACUGGCGAUGGAGAACGAACUUUGGAUGGAGAGUUAGACCUGCUAGAGCAGGACCCUUUGGUGCCACCUCCACCCUCACAGACACUCCUCUCUGCUGAGCGAGUGGCCUUUCCCAAGGGCCUGCCCUGGGCCCCAAAGGUCAGACAGAAGGACAUUGAACACUUCUUAGAGAUGAGCAGGAACAAGUUCAUUGGAUUCACUCUGGGGCAGGACACAGAUACCUUGGUUGGAUUACCCAGGCCGAUCCACGAGAGUGUGAAGACCCUAAAGCAGCACAAGUACGUCUCCAUCGCAGAUGUUCAGAUCAAAAAUGAGGAGGAGCUGGAGAAGUGCCCCAUGUCUUUGGGGGAAGAGAUGGUACCAGAGACACCAUGUGAAAUCCUCUACCAGGGCAUGCUGUAUAGCCUUCCCCAAUACAUGAUUGCUCUGCUUAAGAUUCUGCUGGCUGCAGCCCCCACCUCCAAGGCUAAGACAGACUCUAUCAAUAUCCUGGCAGAUGUCCUGCCUGAGGAGAUGCCUAUCACUGUACUUCAGAGCAUGAAGCUGGGCAUCGAUGUGAACAGGCACAAGGAGAUCAUCGUAAAGAGUAUCUCUGCCCUGCUCCUGCUCCUCCUCAAACACUUCAAACUAAACCAUAUCUACCAGUUUGAAUAUGUAUCACAACAUUUGGUAUUUGCCAACUGCAUUCCAUUGAUCCUGAAGUUCUUCAAUCAAAAUAUCUUGUCCUACAUCACUGCCAAAAACAGCAUCUCAGUCCUGGAUUACCCUUGCUGUACCAUCCAGGAUUUGCCGGAGCUUACUACAGAGAGUCUGGAAGCUGGAGACAACAAUCAGUUCUGUUGGAGGAACCUCUUUUCCUGCAUCAACCUUCUGAGGCUGCUCAAUAAACUGACCAAAUGGAAGCAUUCCAGAACCAUGAUGCUGGUGGUGUUUAAGUCUGCUCCAAUCUUAAAGCGGGCCCUCAAGGUGAAGCAGGCCAUGCUGCAACUUUAUGUCCUGAAACUGCUAAAAAUACAGACCAAGUACCUGGGGCGCCAGUGGAGGAAAAGCAACAUGAAAACCAUGUCAGCCAUUUACCAGAAAGUACGUCACCGCAUGAAUGAUGACUGGGCUUACGGGAAUGACAUUGAUGCCAGGCCAUGGGACUUCCAAGCAGAAGAAUGCACCUUGAGAGCCAACAUUGAGGCUUUUAACAGCCGCCGGUAUGACAGACCCCAGGACUCUGAAUUUUCACCUGUGGAUAACUGUUUGCAGAGUGUGCUGGGGCAGAGGUUGGAUCUGCCUGAGGAUUUUCACUAUUCCUAUGAGCUCUGGCUGGAGAGAGAGGUGUUUUCACAGCCCAUCUGUUGGGAGGAGCUGCUCCAGAAUCACUGACUGAGCUCUUGUCCACAAAGCAUCUGAUAGAUAGUGGUUGGCUCCAAUAAAUGGUGCUCUGCCUACUCUCCCCAUUCAAACUUUGUUUCUAGCUCUAGGACUGUGCUUGUCCAGGGGAGAGCUGGCCUAACCCAAGGACAUCCAGUAUAGUUCAGGGACAUUCUUGGGGCUCUUGGGCCUGGAGAUGGUACAAGGCUAGGAUCCUGAGUCAGAACAAAUUGAUCAACUUGCUGUGGGGUCAGUUGGGUGCCCAGUUGGCCUUGGAAAUCUCCUACUGGAUCAGUCCUGGACAGGCUUUUUUGUGGAACCACUCCCUGCCUAGAACCAGGCUAGCCUUUGCUUGCCCCAAGAAUGAGAAUAAGUUUAUUAUGGGAUUUGACCCAUGGCAUUAAUCAUAGGUGAUGGGAGGUGCAGGUGAUAAAAUAGGGAGAACAUUUUCUCUUGCUCACCCUGGAUUCCUAGGACUUACCAGAGGUUUGGCAAAACCAACUUUGAAAUUGUCUAUAUUUAAAAUUUAAAAUUUUGACACUCACCUUUUCCUAAAUUCAUUAGCUCUAAGAUGAUUUUAGAGCACCUGCACCUUCUUUGUGAAAGAUGAUGAUUUAUUAUUACCUAAAUACUGCAUGUUAUAGAAAGGUAUGUUGUGUAAAGUGUUUUUUCUUUAUUCCCUAAGAGAUCUAUGUUCAAUGUGAAAAUUAUUCCUUGUGUACUCUGUAUAGGGCAUGGAGUGCUCAAUAUGAAACAGUCAGGCCUCCUCUAAGGAUCUUUCAUGUUUUGCUGAAACUAUUUCAGUCUUAAAAUGACUGAGUACACUGCAGAAAAUUAUCCUUUUCAUACAAUUCAUUUUUUAAAUGACAAGUUAACUACAGGAGGUUUUAUUUAUUGAGGUGGUGUGUCCAUUUGUGCUCAUGAUCGAUUUAUUUUUUAAUUGAAUAGAACAGCAAGAGCAUCACAGCUUACCAUUUUUCUUCUUUUAUAUUGAUUGAUUUUUUUUUCCCUUUUUACUGCUGGUGGUUUCAAAGUGUCAUGUGGAGAUUUAACCUAAAAGUACUGCACAUUUCUUUGAAAAUAUAAGAGUUGAUGUACCAACCUUUUUAAGCUUUUCUACAGCAGAAUCACAUACUUCCUGAUAGAAGGUUUUUAGAAAAGUUUCUGAUUCAAUCAGGAUCAUUUUAUUUGUCUUCUGUCCCCACUAUUAUAUCAUCCCUAUUUUCAAGCUUUUUUACUUUAAAUGCCUCCCACAACGUUGACACUACUGAAUCUUUUUUAUGAUAGCACCAGGCCACUUUAGUUGUGCCAGGAGGUCUAGUCCAAAAUGGCUUAUUUAUUCUGUCCUUUGUCAACCACAGUCUCAUUUGGAAGUCAUGAUAGAGUUACUAAUGAUAUCCAAAGGCACUGUAACAAAACUCUAAUUAAAGCUUGGAUUUCACCUCUUUGUGCUUUAGGGUAGCAGGCUUUCUGUUUUUAUAGAAAUGUCAUGAAGGAUUAAGUAUGUAAUGGAUGAAACUUCUCAGAAUAAUUUGUAAAUUUUACCUGAGUAGGACAGCAGUCCUCGUUACAAUCAGAAUAAUUUACUGAGCAUAUCAUCUAUGAACCCUAUUAAUCUAUGAUUUUAAUGUGAUUUGAGUGAAAAGACAAUUUUCAAGGAAAGAGCAAUCAUCAACCCAUUUCUUUUAAAGCCACACAGUAUUUAGUUUGUGUCAAGAAUAAGUUGCCUUUUAAAAAAUAUGCACAUGAAUGGUUUCUGAGGCAUUGAAGUAUGCUAAGCUUUAAUAUUUCAUACUUUUUUACAAAUCUUCUCUAAAGGAAGAUUGAUUCUCAGUACAUCUGGAGAAACUGAGGCAUCAAGAAUAAGUAAGUAGUUUCAAAUCACAUCAUUUUUUCACUGACUUGCUGGGACUAGCAUUCAGGUAUUGCCAGCCAGCCCCGUAUGUUAAGGUAACUGGUUUAAAUCUCUCAAUUUGAGAACCAUGUGUGUGGUUAGGAAUAAAUUCAGAUUAACCAGCCUCCAAUGGUGAUUACUGUUACUACAUAGAAGAACAUUAUUUGAGUGUUUAUAUUAUAGAGGAUUUUUAUUUGUAAAUAUUUCAGUAAAGUUUAUGUUGAUGGUUGAUAACAUUGUUUAUCUACUGAAGCACUUUAAUAAAACAAAAUUGAACUGGA